AUGCUUGUCACGCUGUCACCAACAACUCUCUCCUUCGUAUUUCUCACGCUGGGCUACUUUCUGAUCCGUUAUCUGAACUCGACCGACCAGCCCAAGAUCAAAGGCCUCCCUGAAAUCCCAGGCGUGCCACUGUUUGGAAAUCUGCUCCAACUGGGCCAGGACCAUGCACGUGUCACCGCUCGAUGGGCAAAGGAAUAUGGCUGGCCGGUCUUCCAGACCCGCUUGGGCAACCGCCGCAUCAUCUGGGCCAACACAUUCGAAUCGGUCAAGCACUUUUGGAUCACCAACCAGUCGGCUCUGAUCUCCAGACCGACGCUGUACACCUUCCACAACGUCGUUUCAAGCAGCCAGGGCUUCACGAUUGGAACCUCGCCUUGGGAUGAGUCCUGCAAGAGACGGCGCAAGGUGGCAGCCACGGCACUGAACAAGCCCGCGGUGCAGAGCUACAUGCCAUUUAUCGAUUUAGAGAGCUGCGUCGCCAUCAAGGACAUGUACAAGGAUUCGAUGAACGGAACGCUCGAUUUGGAUCCGAGAAAGUACUUCCAUCGGUUUGCCCUCAACACUAGUUUGACGUUGAACUAUGGCAUCCGGAUUGACGGAGGGAUUGAUCAAGAACUGCUCAGAGAGGUGGUUCACGUCGAACGAGUGGUCUCGAACUUCCGUAGUACAUCUAAUAACUGGCAAGACUACAUUCCUCUGCUCCGACUGCCGUUCAUCUCUCGCCAGAACAAAUCAGCUGCAGAGUACCGAGAGCGUCGGGAUAAGUAUCUCACCACCUUCUUGAACAUGCUCAAGGAGCGAAUUGCAAAUGGUACCGACAGGCCUUGCAUUACUGGAAACAUCAUCAAGGACCCUGAAGAAACACUCAAUGAAGCCGAACUCAAGUCCAUCUGCUUGACCAUGGUGUCGGCCGGCAUUGAUACCGUUCCUGGCAACAUGAUCAUGGGUCUUGGAUAUCUCGCCUCUCCAGAGGGUCAACAUAUCCAGAAAAAGGCUUAUGAGGAGAUUAUGAAAGUCUAUCCAGAAGACGGCGAGGCGUGGGAGAAAUGCCUGCUUGAGGAAAAGGUCCCGUACAUCACGGCCUUGACAAAGGAAAUUCUCCGGUACUUCACCGUCAUCCCCGUCUGCCUGCCCAGAACCAGCAUCAAGGACAUCAAAUACAAUGACGUGACCAUUCCCGCCGGUAGCGUCUUCUACAUGAACGCUUGGGCCGCCGACUACGACGAGACACACUUCAAGGACCCCGCCAAAUUCAUACCGGAACGGUAUCUCAACGACCAAGAGGGCAGCGGGACCCCCCAUUACGGCUACGGCGCGGGCAGCAGAAUGUGCGUGGGCUCGCACUUGGCGAACCGCGAGAUCUACACGGCCUUCCUGCGCAUGAUUGUGGCAUUUGAGUUUGUUCCCGCCAGGGAUUCCAAGGACUGGCCCGUCCUCGACGCCAUCGAGUGUAACAGCAUCCCGACCGCGCUGACGACAGAGCCAAAACCUUUCAAGGUCGGUUUCCGGGUGCGCAAUAAAGAGGCGCUGGAGCGAUGGAUCCGCGCGAGUGAUGAUCGGACCAAGGACCUCUAA
This is a messenger RNA of Cladophialophora psammophila CBS 110553, 1575 nucleotides long. Its product is annotated as phenylacetate 2-hydroxylase. The transcript has 2 exons. Gene Ontology annotation, molecular function: oxidoreductase activity, acting on paired donors, with incorporation or reduction of molecular oxygen; monooxygenase activity; iron ion binding. The coding region runs from base 1 to 1575 and encodes 524 amino acids. The record is from RefSeq and is a predicted model, not a curated record. Lineage: Eukaryota; Fungi; Ascomycota; Eurotiomycetes; Chaetothyriales; Herpotrichiellaceae.